CUGUUUUAAUUGCGCGCCGGCAAAAAGCCAACGAAAAUAAGAAUUUAGGCACUUUACCAACCGCUUAUUAUCUUAUUAUGAACGAUAUCAAGCGACUCAAGGAUCAGCAGCGCGAAAAGCACCCAGGAUUCGAUGGUUAUAUCGACUGCAUGACCCGCUCCCUUUUCACAGGCCUCGCCACAUUUUGUUUAAGUUUUUCCGGCACCUAUUUCGCCCAGAAGAUCGUACAAUCGCGCAUUCGUUAUCCUGUAAAGUACAAUAUACUGGUCUCCUCGCUGGUGGCCACUGGGGUAUCCUAUCAAACGACAUCGUCGCGCACCAAAUCCUGUCAAGCGGCGUGGAUGGCCUUUGAGGAAAAGCAUUCCGUACUCAACGAGAAAACCUUUUAGUUCAAGUUAUUAGUAAAU
Molecule: messenger RNA, 407 nt
Organism: Drosophila takahashii
Lineage: Eukaryota; Metazoa; Arthropoda; Insecta; Diptera; Drosophilidae
Product: transmembrane protein 141
Source: RefSeq, a predicted model, not a curated record